CUGCCACUCCCACAGUACACAGACCCAGGAAGAGAGAGAGAGAGAGAGAGAACGAACACGUAGCCUGGCAUAAUUCCUUUGCUUCCUGAAGCACCAUGAAAGAUGCCUGUCACAUCUGGGUCAUUAGCACACUUUGGGCCUGGUCUAUGAUAUCAGGACAUCCCUGUAAUGUUGACAAACAGGGAUGGGCUGCCUGCAGUGGAAAGAGCCUUCUCUGUGUGCCAGAGUCCCUUCCCAGACACAUCACCAAGCUGGACCUGUCUUUCAACUUCUUGACAAUGCCCAGGCAUGGACCCUUUCUGAGAAGCUUCCCCUCUCUGCGUUCCUUAAACCUCUCCAGCAAUACCAUUCCUACCCUUUAUCCUUCACUCUUUCAAAACCUUGGUGCUCUGCACCUGUUGGAUUUAAGCAACUGUAGCAUUUCCCACAUCCACCUAAAAAGCUUCCUGGGCUUGAAAAACCUUCACAUACUACUCCUGAAAAACAAUAAGCUUCAGUCUCUGGAUCCCUCCAUGUUCCUAGUCCCUGGGACCCUUGUCCACCUGGACCUGCGAAACAAUGAGCUGCCCUAUACAGAUGAACAUGUUCAGUUAGUUGUGCAUAGAAUCCAUGACGUCAAACUUCAGGGGGAUCCAGGAGUAUACACUCAUGACACCAUAACUCCUUUCCAGCAAGAGCUACCACCAAGAGAAGAGCUUCAGACCCAAGAGAUUAGAACAUUGCAUUAUCGAGACCUGGGCCAUAGAAGAAAACUUCGGAUCCCUCGUGCUGAGGCACCAGUCAGUCCGACACCAGUAGAGAAUGACACACUUACUACCACACCCUCGCUUGGUAAGGUUGGAAGGAGCUGGCCAUACUUUGCUGGUUUUGUGCUUUUGGCUAUUGGCCUCUCCAUCCUGAUUGCCUUGGUCGCCAAAUGCAAAUUGCUCCAGCGGAACCGGGCCAGCUACCACCAUCAACGGCUGCCUGAUUCCCGCUCUGUCGGGAGCAGCCAUGCUGAAGAAGCUAACGUGGAGGUGAUCUAUGGGAGGAACCAGCCAGGGGCUGGAGCAGGUGGAUGUCCUGCUGACGACGACGACGGUUUCAUUGAGGAUAACUACAUUGAGCCCAAUCGAGACUUGAAGGAAGAGGAAGAGGAGGGGGAGUUAGAGCUGGAGCCCCAUUUCAAACUCUGAGGCCUGUUAGGAACCAAGGGCUAGUUUUUCAUACCCUCCAGUAUGUGUGCUGCUCAGCCUUUCCACUCCAUUUUCUAGGAGCUUCCAGGGAAUGCAUUGCCGCCAGGGUGGGGAACCUGCAGCUUUCCGGGUGUUGUUGGACUCCAACUCCCAUCAGCCCCAGCCAGCAUGAUAGGAGUUAUGGGGCGUCCUCAGAUUAGCGUUUUAUCGCACACUUGUUAUUGCCCACUCAUGUUUCUUCACACGUCCUUUUGAUGCUGCUGUCUGCCUUCUGUACCUCUCCCGACCCUCCUCCGGGUCUUUUUUCCGCGACAAAAUAGACCCCAGUAAAUCUGACUUUUUUUUUAAAGCAAAACUUUCUGCCAUUUCCUCCUGUGUGCAGGAAAAGCAGUGCAAUAAAAAAGCCCACUGAAUGGGCCACGUAGCCAUUGCUGCUUCCUCUUUCUUUCCCUGUGUAAAGAGAUCAUUACUAUUGUGGGACAGCAGCAGGAGGCUUUAGCAACGGUAGGGAAAUGCAGUUCCCCCUUCCCCCCAUGUGAUGUCACUAAUAGUCCAACAACAUCUGGAGGGUCACAGUUUCCCCCCACCCAUGCAUUACAGCUUUUCCUUCCCGUUCUCUGGCAAAGCCAAUAUCUG
This is a messenger RNA of Elgaria multicarinata webbii, 1811 nucleotides long. RefSeq names its product chromosome 1 C1orf210 homolog (gene C1H1orf210). The record is from RefSeq and is a predicted model, not a curated record. Gene Ontology annotation, molecular function: protein binding. NCBI's taxonomy places the organism in Eukaryota, Metazoa, Chordata, Lepidosauria, Squamata, Anguidae. The transcript is spliced from 5 exons. The coding region runs from base 96 to 1175 and encodes 359 amino acids.